Elephantulus edwardii (Cape elephant shrew) is the source of this 1194-nucleotide messenger RNA. RefSeq names its product leucine rich repeat containing 58 (gene LRRC58). The transcript has 4 exons. NCBI's taxonomy places the organism in Eukaryota, Metazoa, Chordata, Mammalia, Macroscelidea, Macroscelididae. The coding region runs from base 91 to 1194 and encodes 367 amino acids. Gene Ontology annotation, molecular function: protein binding. The record is from RefSeq and is a predicted model, not a curated record.
UCAGGUUCCGGGGCGCGGCGGAGCGUCCGGCCGCUCGGUCCCGGGCUACGCUCCUCAGUUUCCGGGGCCACGCGCCCUGCGGUGGCCAGGAUGGAGGAGGCCGGAGCGGCGGGGGAGAGCGAACUGGACUUGUCCCGCCUCAGUGUGCCUGCCGAGGCACUGGAGACGGAGCUGGAGGCGCGGGGCGAGGAGCGGCGCGGGCCGCGGGAGGCGCUGCUGCGGCUGCUGCUGCCUCACAACCAUCUGGCGUCGCUGCCGCGGGCGCUGGGCAGCGGCUUCCCGCACCUCCAGCUGCUGGACGUGAGCGGCAACGCGCUGACGGCGCUCGGGCCGGAGCUGCUCUCCCUGCGCGGCCUGCGCACGUUGCUGGCCAAGAACAACCGUCUCGGCGGGCCCGGCGCGCUGCCCAAAGGCCUCGGCCAGUCGCCGCUCUGUCGCAGCCUCCAGGUGCUCAACCUCAGCGGCAACUGCUUCCAAGAGCUGCCUCCCUCGCUGCUGGAGCUGCGCGCGCUGCAGACCCUCAGCCUGGGCGGCAACCAGCUGCAGAGCAUCCCUGCUGAGAUCGAGAACCUGCGGAGUUUAGAGUGUUUAUAUCUUGGAGGAAAUUUCAUCAAAGAAAUCCCACCAGAAUUAGGAAAUCUACCUUCUCUAAAUUACUUGGUAUUAUGUGACAACAAAAUCCAAAGUGUGCCUCCUCAACUUUCACAGCUGCAUUCACUACGUUCUCUAAGUCUUCACAAUAACUUGUUGACCUACCUUCCUCGAGAGAUCCUCAACCUAAUUCAGUUGGAAGAGUUGAGUUUGCGAGGAAAUCCACUGGUUGUUCGUUUUGUUAGAGAUUUAAUAUAUGACCCUCCAACACUCCUGGAAUUAGCUGCACGGACUAUUAAAACCCGAAACAUUGCCUAUACUCCCUAUGAUCUUCCUGGGAAUCUUAUCAGAUACUUGAGUUUGGCCAGCAAUUGCCCAAACCCAAAAUGUGGAGGUGUCUACUUUGACUGCUGUGUCAGACAGAUAAAAUUUGUGGACUUCUGUGGGAAGUACCGCCUCCCGUUGAUGCAUUACUUGUGUUCCCCAGAGUGCUCUUCUCCGUGCAGUUCCGCCUCUUACAGUUCUACAUCCCAGAGUGAAUCUGACUCUGAAGAUGAAGCGAGUGUUGCUGCCCACAGAAUGCAGAAGGUCCUUCUUGGCUGA